CGCGCACUCGCGCAGGCGCGGGCACGGCGGUGGCGCGCGCGUGCUCCGUCGGGCGGUGCAGCGGCUGCGACGGAGCCGGCCAUGGUCGUGGGCGGUGGGCGGGUGUCGCGCUGAGCCCCGAAGGCAGCAGGAGGCAGGGAGCCGGGCAUGCGGGUGCGGGAGCCAGGCGGGCACGGCUGCGGGAGCUGCUGACGGCGCCGCGGGAUCGGGAGCCGGUGGCGGCGCGCGGGGCAGUCCAUCUUCUAAUCUGAAAAAGUCUUCCAUGACUAAUUCACAUGUAAAAAUAAGUUAUAUCAUAUAUUCCUAGAAGACUGAAAUGGGAGCUGUUAUUUUGAGGGCCCUGAGGUUAUGAAUGUGCGUCCUCCCUAGAAUGCCUCCUGCUAUGGCAGACAUCCUUGACAUCUGGGCAGUGGAUUCACAGAUUGCAUCUGAUGGCUCCAUAUCUGUCGAUUUCCUUCUGCCCACUGGGAUUUAUAUCCAGCUGGAAGUACCUCGGGAAGCUACCAUUUCUUAUAUUAAACAGAUGUUAUGGAAGCAAGUUCACAACUACCCAAUGUUUAACCUCCUUAUGGAUAUUGACUCCUAUAUGUUUGCAUGUGUGAAUCAAACUGCCGUGUACGAGGAACUUGAAGAUGAAACACGAAGACUUUGUGAUGUCAGACCUUUUCUUCCAGUUCUCAAACUAGUGACUAGAAGCUGUGACCCAGCAGAAAAAUUGGACUCAAAAAUUGGAGUUCUUAUAGGAAAAGGCCUUCAUGAGUUUGAUGCCUUGAAGGAUCCAGAAGUGAAUGAAUUUAGAAGGAAAAUGCGCAAAUUCAGUGAGGACAAGAUUCAGUCUCUAGUGGGGUUGUCUUGGAUUGACUGGCUAAAGCACACGUAUCCGCCCGAGCACGAGCCGUCUGUCCUGGAGAACUUGGAAGACAAACUUUAUGGAGGAAAGCUGGUUGUGGCUGUGCACUUUGAAAAUAGCCAGGAUGUAUUUAGUUUCCAAGUGUCUCCCAAUUUGAGUCCUAUAAAAAUAAAUGAAUUGGCAAUCCAGAAACGCCUCACUAUUCGUGGAAAGGAAGAAGCCAGCCCCUGUGACUAUGUGUUACAGGUCAGCGGGAGAGUGGAGUAUGUGUUUGGGGAUCAUCCACUAAUUCAGUUCCAGUAUAUCCGGAAUUGUGUAAUGAAUAGGACCCUGCCCCAUUUCAUCCUUGUGGAAUGUUGUAAGAUCAAGAAAAUGUAUGAACAAGAAAUGAUUGCCAUAGAGGCUGCCAUCAACCGAAACUCAUCCAACCUCCCUCUCCCUUUGCCACCAAAGAAAACACGAGUUAUUUCUCAUGUCUGGGACAACAACAACCCUUUCCAAAUUGUCUUGGUAAAAGGAAAUAAGCUGAAUACAGAAGAAACCGUGAAAGUUCAUGUCAGAGCCGGGCUUUUUCAUGGAACCGAGCUCCUGUGUAAAACUGUCGUAAGCUCAGAGAUAUCAGGAAAGAACGACCAUAUUUGGAAUGAACAACUGGAAUUUGAUAUUAAUAUUUGCGACUUACCAAGAAUGGCUCGAUUAUGUUUUGCUGUUUAUGCAGUUUUGGAUAAAGUAAAAACGAAGAAAUCAACAAAAACUAUUAAUCCCUCUAAAUAUCAGACCAUCAGGAAAGCCGGGAAAGUGCAUUAUCCUGUCGCAUGGGUAAAUACCAUGGUUUUUGACUUCAAAGGACAGCUGAGGUCUGGAGAUGUAAUAUUACACAGCUGGUCUUCAUUUCCUGAUGAGCUGGAGGAAAUGCUGAAUCCCAUGGGGACUGUGCAGACGAACCCAUACGCCGAGAAUGCUACUGCCUUGCAUAUUAAGUUUCCAGAGAAUAAGAAGCAGCCUUAUUAUUACCCUCCCUUUGAUAAGAUCAUUGAGAAGGCAGCUGAGAUUGCCAGUGGAGACAGUGCUAAUGUGUCAAGUCGUGGUGGGAAAAAAUUUCUUGCUGUACUGAAAGAAAUCUUGGACAGGGACCCCCUGUCUCAGCUGUGUGAGAAUGAAAUGGACCUUAUUUGGACUCUACGGCAAGACUGCCGAGAAAAUUUCCCACAGUCACUGCCAAAACUACUACUGUCAAUCAAGUGGAAUAAACUUGAAGAUGUUGCUCAGCUUCAGGCGCUCCUGCAGAUCUGGCCCAAGCUGCCCCCCAGGGAAGCACUGGAGCUCCUGGACUUCAACUAUCCAGACCAGUAUGUCCGAGAAUACGCUGUAGGCUGCCUGCGACAGAUGAGUGAUGAAGAACUCUCUCAGUAUCUUUUACAAUUGGUGCAGGUUUUGAAAUAUGAGCCUUUUCUUGAUUGUGCCCUUUCCAGAUUCCUAUUAGAAAGAGCCCUUGACAAUCGGAGGAUUGGGCAGUUUCUCUUUUGGCAUCUUAGGUCAGAGGUCCACACUCCUGCUGUGUCCAUACAGUUUGGCGUCAUCCUAGAAGCAUACUGUCGAGGAAGUGUAGGGCACAUGAAGGUGCUUUCCAAACAGGUUGAAGCACUCAAUAAGUUAAAAACUUUAAAUAGCUUAAUCAAAUUGAAUGCAAUGAAGCUGAACAGAGCUAAAGGAAAGGAGGCCAUGCACACGUGCUUAAAACAGAGUGCCUACCGGGAGGCACUCUCUGACCUGCAGUCGCCUCUGAACCCGUGUGUCAUCCUCUCAGAGCUCUAUGUUGAAAAGUGCAAAUACAUGGACUCUAAGAUGAAGCCCCUGUGGCUGGUCUACAGCAGCAGAGCCUUUGGAGAGGACUCGGUUGGAGUGAUCUUUAAAAAUGGCGAUGAUUUGCGGCAGGACAUGUUGACGCUGCAGAUGCUGCGCCUGAUGGAUCUGCUGUGGAAGGAAGCUGGCUUGGAUCUGCGGAUGCUCCCCUAUGGCUGUUUAGCAACAGGAGAUCGCUCUGGCCUUAUUGAGGUUGUGAGCACCUCUGAGACAAUCGCUGACAUUCAGCUGAACAGUAGCAACGUGGCUGCCACAGCAGCCUUCAACAAAGAUGCGCUCCUGAACUGGCUCAAGGAGUACAACUCUGGGGAUGACCUGGACCGAGCUAUUGAGGAGUUCACCCUGUCCUGUGCUGGCUACUGUGUAGCCUCUUAUGUCCUCGGCAUUGGUGACAGGCACAGUGACAACAUCAUGGUGAAGAAAACAGGCCAGCUCUUCCACAUAGAUUUUGGGCAUAUUCUUGGAAAUUUCAAAUCUAAAUUUGGCAUUAAAAGGGAGCGAGUACCUUUUAUUCUUACUUACGACUUCAUUCAUGUCAUUCAACAAGGAAAAACGGGAAACACAGAAAAAUUUGGCAGGUUCCGCCAGUGCUGUGAAGAUGCAUACCUGAUUUUACGGCGCCACGGGAAUCUCUUCAUCACCCUGUUUGCACUAAUGUUGACUGCAGGGCUCCCCGAGCUCACAUCAGUCAAAGAUAUACAGUAUCUUAAGGACUCUCUUGCCUUAGGGAAGAGUGAGGAGGAGGCACUGAAGCAGUUCAAGCAGAAAUUUGAUGAGGCCCUCAGGGAAAGCUGGACUACUAAAGUGAACUGGAUGGCUCACACAGUGCGGAAAGACUACAGGUCUUAGCGCCCGUCCCGCUCUGCCGCACCUGCCUGUUUGUUCCCCUUCCAUUUUGCACUUGCACUAUUGAACAUAACCCUGCCAGAAAUGCAAAGGGAAUGAAAUUGUGAAGUUCAGAACAUGGCAUCCGCAGAAUCUGGUCUGACCACCCCACACCCACCCUCUGUUCUCGAGUGCUUCCCAGGACUCAUCAUGAACAUCAUCAACGGCAUGGAGGCCCUUCCUGCUGACCGUGCACGCCGAGGAUGCUACUAGGGACUGCUGGGGAUCUUUUCUUUCUUUCUUCAGUAUUUGCUACUUUACCAGAGAGGUGUAUAUACUUCUUUUCAGUGUUGUGACCAAGUACUGCGACUCAGCAACAACUCAACACAUUUGGGGCUGGAAACUGUUCAAAGAAAGCUAUCCCCCCCCCCCUUUUAAAUUGUGUGAGCUACAAAUUACAUUCAUUAUGUUGAACAUAUUAUUUUUCAAAGGAAAUAUUUUAAACCUGUGAAAACUCACUAAUUUUGUUAAUAUUUAUCAUGAUGGCAUCAUUUCAGCCAGACUCGCUGAGAAUCUAUUGGUGGGGCAAAUAUAAUAUAUAUAUAAUAUAUAUAUAUGCUGCAUAUAUAUUUAUAAAAUUUCUAGUGGGAGUUCUAUAUAAAAAGAUGUUUCUUUGGUAUUCUUCAGCCUGUGUUUUAAAGUUUUACAAAAGCAGAGCUUUUUCCUAAGUUACUUUUCAGUUAACUGUGGAUCCAGUUCUUCCAGCCGCAUCAGUACUGAGGCACGUAUGAAUGCGGUUUCUCUAUGUAGCUCUGAGAGUUCAUUUCAUAGAAUACAAUACUUGAGCAGAUGUAUCCAAGGAAGCGAGCAAAUGAAACGGAAUCUAUUUAUGAAAUAAACUCAAGACCUAAAUUUCAGUAUUUUAGUAAUAUGCCAGCUGUUCUUAAUGUAUUUAUUAAAAUGUAUAACAAUGUGAUUUUUUCAAUGGUAUUAGUUCAAAUUGAAGUGGAUUCAUGCCACAUGGAAAUCUUUAAUUUAUUUGUUGAGGUACCAUAUAGUCAGGGUGCUAGGUGACGAGUGGUGUUAGCAUGUGCAAUAGGAACUACUGGUUUGCUGUAUACAUGGGCGUCAGGAUCCAGCAAAACUACUGCUUCUUCUCCAAAGACGCGUGGGAGCCCUCAGUCCUCAGUGGCAUGGGAAUACAACUGAGUACUUGCCCUGUGACUUCAGUUUUCUAUAGGAAUUUUAUUAAAGAGUGUUUAAUUUUGUUGUCCUUCUUAAUGUUCUCAGUCAAAUAAAUGGGUGGUUUCGGCUGUUUGGGGACAUGUGGGCGUGUUCUUUUAGGGAAGCACAGAGUCUUUGCCACCUGCUCCCACUGGGACUCUCCCAAGUGGCCACGUCAGGAGUGGGCUGGGGCUCGGGGCCUCUGCCCAGCUUCCCCUUGGACAGCCUGGGAGGCCUCUUGGGCCAAUGCAAGCCUAAGAGGAGGAGAUGUUUCCGUCAGUUUGCUGUUACAACCUCGUCUCCCCUGACUCUGCUGUACUGCAUGUGUGCAUGGUCGCAUGCACACGGGAAAGCCAUGGCAGCGUGGCUUAAUGGCUAGACACUGACAGUGCUCCAUCCCUGACUGAAUUGCUUGUCUCUGUCUGAGAAGAUGGACCGCAGAAAGCUUACCACCUCCUAGGAUGAAUUAACACUCUGGGCUGCACUAACAUCUGCUUGAACUCAUUAGCUCAUUAGCCACUGCCUUGACUUUGAGCAAGCUAUAUUUACAUAUCCUUAAAUGCCAAGCUUGGUAUGCCCCACAUUUCCUCUCUGGUUCUCAGCCAAAGGCCCAGACUCCCUCCAGGUUGGGUUUAAGACCUUGGUGUUAGUGUUUGGAGGAUUUCAGACUAGAGUUAGAACACUGCAAGGCAGCACAGCUGGAGGAUUAUCAAAUCCCAUGUGGACGGUGAUCACUCUCUGUUCCCGGCUGCAGGUGUUAACUGUGUCUCAUUGUAAGUUACUCAGAUUAGUCAGAUAUGAGCCCAAGUGUUGUGCUUCUGUGAUCUCAGCACUCAGGAGAAGCAGGAGCUCAAGACCAUGAGUUUGAGGGCAACAAACUCAGCUACAGUGAGUUUGAGGGCAACCUGGGUUACAUGAGACCCAUCCAUCAAGUAGAAAUGGUUUCUAGUAGUUUCUAAUUUGAUUUUCAGAAAUAGCUAUAUUCUUGCCACCCUAAAAUUAGAACUUCUGCCCAGAAGUUAUACUUCCUGUUCCCCUCAGAGGCACCCUAAGGAUACCGCUUACUCUCCUGCGGUUUGGUGGGUGCUCUUAAAAGAAGUGUCAAGCCUUAAGCAUGUGUUUCAUGCAUCUACCUUGGCCAGCUCCUGUUUUGGCCCCUUAGGGCAUAGUUAAAGACAGGCACUUGUGCUGCAACCUCUGCCAGUGGGUUACUUGGCAUUCUUGGAAAAUGCCUCUAUAAGAUUAGGUUGAAGGUAGGCCUGUAGGGCAUCUUCUUCAUUAGUGAUUGAUGUGGAAGGGCCCAGGCCGUGUGAGUGGUCCCACCGUGGGAUGGUGGCCCUGGGUGGUAUAAGAAAGUAAACUGAGCAGGCAGCAUUCCUCCGUGGCCUCUUCCAUGCCUGCCUCCGGAUUCCUGCCCUGACUUCGACACUGAGGGACUGUGAUGUGGAAGUGUAAGCUGAAAUAAACUCUUUCCUCCC
Mastomys coucha (southern multimammate mouse) is the source of this 6240-nucleotide messenger RNA. It is a transcript of the gene Pik3cb, whose product is annotated as phosphatidylinositol-4,5-bisphosphate 3-kinase catalytic subunit beta. The transcript is spliced from 24 exons. The record is from RefSeq and is a predicted model, not a curated record. The coding region runs from base 353 to 3562 and encodes 1069 amino acids. Gene Ontology annotation, molecular function: 1-phosphatidylinositol-3-kinase activity; 1-phosphatidylinositol-4-phosphate 3-kinase activity. NCBI's taxonomy places the organism in Eukaryota, Metazoa, Chordata, Mammalia, Rodentia, Muridae. Gene Ontology annotation, biological process: phosphatidylinositol-mediated signaling; phosphatidylinositol 3-kinase/protein kinase B signal transduction; phosphatidylinositol-3-phosphate biosynthetic process. Gene Ontology annotation, cellular component: phosphatidylinositol 3-kinase complex; plasma membrane; cytoplasm.